Messenger RNA from Carlito syrichta (Philippine tarsier), 3429 nucleotides. RefSeq names its product periphilin 1 (gene PPHLN1). Lineage: Eukaryota; Metazoa; Chordata; Mammalia; Primates; Tarsiidae. Bases 106 to 1212 code for a protein of 368 amino acids. The transcript is spliced from 10 exons. Gene Ontology annotation, cellular component: nucleoplasm. Gene Ontology annotation, biological process: protein localization to heterochromatin; negative regulation of DNA-templated transcription; negative regulation of gene expression, epigenetic. The record is from RefSeq and is a predicted model, not a curated record.
AUCGCGCGCGCCGGAAGUGCCUACCUGGGAUAGCGGCGGCCAGCGGACGACUACGUUUACGGGGUCUCCCGACGGGCCAGAGUCGUGGCUUGCAGAAGAGAUGAAAUGUGGUCUGAGGGACGAUAUGAAUAUGAAAGACUUCCAAGAGAACGAGUACCUCCUCGAAGUCACCCCAGUGAUGGCUACCAUAGAGUAGUUAAUAUUGGGCCAAAGAAACCACCACUGCUAGACAGACCUGGUGAAGGAAGCUACAAUAGAUAUUACAGUCAUGUUGAUUACCGAGAAUGUGACGAGGGCCGCAGUUUUUCUCAUGAUCGAAGAAGUGGUCCACCUCACAGAGGAGAUGAAUCUGGUUAUAGAUGGACGAGAGAUGAUCAUUCUGCAAGCCGACAACCUGAAUACAGGGACGUGAGAGAUGGCUUUAGAAGAAAAAGUUUCUACUCUUCCCAUUACGUGAGAGACCGGUCUCCUCAUAAAAGGGACGCUCCUUUUUUCAGAGAAUCACCUGUUGGCCGAAAGGAUUCUCCACACAGCAGAUCUGGCUCCAGUGUCAGUAGUAGAAGCUACUCUCCAGAAAGAAGCAAAACAUACUCUUUCCAUCAAUCUCAACAUAGAAAGUCCGUGCAUCCUGGUGCCUUCUUCUACAAACGGCAGAAUGAAGGAAAGCCAGAAAGAGGUAAAGAGAGACCUGUCCAGUCUUUGAAAACAUCAAGAGACACUUCACCCUCAAGUUCUUCAGCAGUUCCUUCAUCAAAGGUGUUAGACAAACCCAGUAGGCUCAGUGAAAAGGAACUUGUUGAGGCUGCAAGCAAGUGGGCUGCUGAAAAGCUAGAGAAGUCAGAUGAGAGUAACUUGCCUGAAAUUUCCGAGUUUGAGACGGGAUCCACAGCACCGUUGUUCAUUGACCAGCCAGAAGAACCUGAGUCAAAUGCAACAGAUGGCAUAGAAUUAUUUGAAGACAGCCAGCUAACCAGUCGCUCUAAAGCAAUAGCAUCAAAAACCAAAGAGAUCGAAGAGGUUUAUAGACAAGACUGUGAAACUUUCGGAAUGGUGGUGAAAAUGCUGAUUGAAAAAGAUCCUUCAUUAGAAAAGUCUAUACAGUUUGCCUUGAGGCAGAAUUUACAUGAAAUAGGUGAGCGGUGUGUUGAAGAACUCAAGCAUUUCAUUGCAGAGUAUGAUACUUCUACUCAAGAUUUUGGAGAACCUUUUUAGGUUACUUGCUCAGGCAAGAAAAAAGAAAAACAGUUUCUAGAUUUUUCCCCUUGGGAUUGUGUAAAUCCUUAAUAUAUGGAAUUUUUGUGAUGAAGAGAAAUACUUUAUGAUAGUUGACAAUACUUUCAAUAUCAAAUUAACAUCCAAAAUAGUCUGCUUAAAAUAUUUUAAUUAGAAUUGUUUUUCUACAUGUAGAGUAAUUCAUACUCAACUUUUUGCUUUAAUGAUGGGUCAAUUAAUUUUUCAAACUUUGAGAAAAAGAGUCCUGGAGAACAGCUUUCUGUACUUAUUCAUGGUCUGUAGUCUUCCACAGUAUGUUAUCAUUUGGUCACAGGAAUGGGAGAGUACUUGACAAGUUAGAGAUCAUUCCACUUUUUUUUUUUUACAUUAGUAGUCUCUUUGCAUUUAAUAGCAAAUGAUACCAUGUGAAAAUGUUAGAAUUCUGAGUUGUGAUAUUAUUGACUUGUUGCUUGCUUUUUCUUAGCCUUUGUAACUUUUAAUAUGUUAAAGUGUAUUAUCCUAAAAACUGAAUACUUUGGCAUCUUAGGGAAUAUUUGCUUUGAGAAUAAUUCUCAUUCAGUGAUAAAAUAGAGCACUUAAUUCUCUGAAAGUCACCUCAGAAUAAAGUCCUUUUUCCAAGUAAAUGAACUCAAUGUUUUCUAUUAAAAUUAUCCUGAAACUCCUAACUCUCUCAUUAUUGUGUAAGUCUUAAACAAUAUUUUAUAUAAGACUAAUAAAAGGGCAAUUUGAGAUGAUUGGUGAGGGAUAUCUUAAAGUUAAGAUUUCUCAAAAUAAUUUGUGAUCAAAAGAGAAAAAUUUUGAAUUUGUGGGAGUAGUGGGGUUUUAUUUUUUCGUAGGCCCAUACUCUCCAACUCAAGAAAGAAGGUGAUUAUCUGUUGUUACACUAUUUACAGAUUAUUCCUUUGUUAGUUUCUUUGUCUAAUGAGCUUUUUGUUCUGCUACCUUUUUAAGGUUCUCAGCCUUUGAAAAGUAUUCUUGAAAAAAGCAAAGUGAGUAGGCAGUAAGCAAAGCAUAGCUACCCCUUACCAAGCAGUCUAUAUAACAGUCCUUCAUGAGUGAGCUGUCCAAACCAUGGACCAAUUAAAAAUCUAUCUGGGACGAUUAGGAUAGUCCACUUAUUUCCUGGUCACUUCCAACCGCCCAGUGGCAUUGAGCCAAAAUAUACAAUUUUGUGGCACUACUUAGUGAGGAAACCUUAAAAAUCAUGUUUGUUAUUACUACGUAAUUUCAUUAUCCUCCCAUCCUCUUUCCGUUUCUGCUCUCAUUUGGAUUCUGGCAUUAUUUUUAAUGACUUCUACUGAUAAUAUCUAUACCGUAGUACAUAAAAAUAAUAGUAAAAGUAGAAAUAGCAGUAUGUGUAAUUUUAACAGAUCCUUUAACGGUGCCUCAAAAUAUGUACUAUACCAUUCUACAAAUUUAAAAACUAAUUGAGGAUUGCAAUUAUUUUUAAGAAUUUCCUAAAUGAAACCACUUUAAAUUUUUAUUUUUGCCAUUUAGAUGUUAUACUUAGCUAAGUUUUUAAAAUGUAAGCCAAACUAAAUCACAAAUACCAACUCUGGUGAUAUUCUUCCUUAAUGUGAGCAGUGAUUUUCUUACCCACUUUAGACAGGCUAAGAAGGUACUGAUCUUGCUUUUCCUUUUUUCCAUCGAUGUUUUUCUUUAUCUUAAAUAUUCUAGUCCCAGGAUUCUAUUCCUUUAGUCAAGAUGUCACAAGUUUAAAAAUAAAACUUGAGAAACUACCAAAGGCAAAGGAGUUGUUCACUUUGUUGAAAUUCAUUAAAUUAGAGAAAUCUUACUGACAGAUGCAUUUAAAUGUAGGUUCAACAGAUAAUUUCUUCUUCUCCUCUUACCCCAAACUACAUUCAACAUUUAGAGCUGUUUAUAGCUUGCCAUCAGCAUUAUUCUGGCAGGCUUGUCAGUGUUAAAAUCUGUUUGGAUUUUUUUUUUAAGCCUUUUAAAGUCUAAUUUUAGGAUAGAUGAAUUCAGAUGUGAACCAGAGUGUGUAUUUUACAAAAUGUUCUUGAUUAAAGAGAUUUGUUUGUAAAUUAUUUGUUGUUCUUGAGUACGCCCAGUGGAUGUGAUAAAAUUUUCAUUGUCUUACCAUAAAGCCUUGAUGAUCAACAAGGGGAAACACAGAUAUUGUAAAGCUUUUUGUGAAUUUUGAAAGUGCAAAAUAAAGCAACCAUGUUUAAAUAA